AUGGCUGUUCAGAAUGCCCUCACAAGCUCCUCGACCAUUGUAAUAAGAGCCGUCUCCUAUUUCUUCCUACGAUGGGGCCUGCUUCCUCCGCUCGCACCGAUCGCCUUCACGGCCUUCGCCAUUUACAUUCCCGCCUCUAUUUCAAGCUUCUUCCACGCACUGCAGAAUGGCCAGGAAGAGGUGGUCACGACACAGACUGCUCGAACUCUGGUGCACAAGGAGGCUAACGGCGAGGUCGUCGAGGACAUUGAUGUCACUGAUACACAGUUGAUCAUAGAAGAGUCUGGGGACAUCAGUCCCUGGCGCACAAUUCUGGCAGGCGUCCCGAACCCAAGCCGCCUCGUCCUCACUCUGAUCACCUUCCUGAUCAAUCUCUCCUGUGUGACCAUGGUGGCCGACCGGUUGUACUCAGAGCACUUGACCCCAACCGACGACCUGGCCUUCGUCAGGCCGGGAUUCAUAUCUGAGAAGCAGGCCAAGUUCCUCGUCCGAGAGCCUGACCAGUCAAAGAUGCCUGUCACCUUUGAGAUCCGUGUCAAGGAUAAUCAACUUCCCUUCAAGACGGAAGAUUUCAUUACAGCCGGUGGUGUCCUCGAGACGUCCAAUGACACAGAUUACACCGCCGUGGUUGACAUUACUGUGACGCACCAUCCACAGCUUACAUACGAAUGGAGAACCUCGAACGGCUUCUCGGGCGAGUUCACAUCACCCCCCGAGGCCGGCAGAUACCCGGACAAGUUUGACGGCAAAUUUACCUUCCUGUCAACCUCUUGCAUUGUCAACCGUCUGCCUUACAAUCCCCUGGACCACCCUCUUUCGAUCCCCGGAAUACGCCAUCUCAGCAAUCUGUUGCCGGAUCUGGGAGCUCAGUUCAUGUUGUUCCUGGGCGACUUCAUCUACGCAGACGUUCCCCGCCUGUGGGGCCAAAGUGCUGACAAUUAUCGCCAGAAAUACAGAGCAGUCUAUGCUUCACCUGAGUGGCCAAGCGUCGGACAGAACUUGAGCUGGAUUCACGUCUUGGACGACCAUGAGAUUCAGAACGACUGGGAUGGGAAUACGACUGGAGUAUAUACUGCUGCCGUGGAGCCAUGGCACCACUACCACACAGCAGUGAACCCACCUUCAGUAAGAAGGCCAUCCUCGACGAGUGUCAGCACUGGCGCCACGUGGUUUGAAUUCGCCCAGGGUCCGGCGAGCUUCUUCAUGGCCGACACGCGGUCCUAUCGAUCAUCCAACAAGAUCGACUACGAGGACAAGGACAAGACGAUGCUCGGCGCAGAGCAGCUAGCGGACCUCAUCGCGUUCAUGCAGAAGCCCGAGCCCAAGGGCGUCGACUGGAAGAUCAUCGCCUCGUCGGUGCCCUUCACCAAGAACUGGCCCGUCAACGUGCAGGACACCUGGGGCGGCUUCCUGGUCGAGAGGAAGAAGAUCCUCGAGGCCAUGUGGGACGUUGCCGCCCGCGGCAUCGGUGUCGUCGUCCUGUCUGGAGACAGGCACGAGUUCGCGGCCACAAAGUUCCCGCCGCCCGAGAACUCAACAUGGACGGAGGCGGCGACGGUGUACGAAUUCUCGGCCAGCCCUCUGAGCCAGUUCUACUCACCCAUCGGUACCUACCGGCAGGUUGAUAACGAGGAUGUUCAGAUCAAAUACAUCAACAAAGGUUAUUCCAAGUUCGGCGCUAUUACCAUCGAGAAGAUACCUGAAAGCGGCAAGAGCAGCCUUUCUUACCGCCUUUUCGUGGACGGCGUCGAGGCCUGGAAUACAACAAUCCUCUCGCCAGAUAGGACGGUGCAGAGCAAACUUUGGGACCGUAUUACCGGUUCGCGAUAG
Molecule: messenger RNA, 1830 nt
Organism: Diaporthe amygdali
Lineage: Eukaryota; Fungi; Ascomycota; Sordariomycetes; Diaporthales; Diaporthaceae
Product: lkaline phosphatase family protein
Exons: 6
Coding region: 1-1830 (609 amino acids)
Source: RefSeq, a predicted model, not a curated record